Messenger RNA from Ilex paraguariensis (yerba mate), 1851 nucleotides. The record is from the annotation of a GenBank genome assembly. NCBI's taxonomy places the organism in Eukaryota, Viridiplantae, Streptophyta, Magnoliopsida, Aquifoliales, Aquifoliaceae.
AUGCCGCCCCCAAAACCGCAACCUCCUCCUCCACCAAACCCUCCACCUACACCACCACCAAUCUGUGCCUAUUCCUCCCCCAACUCCUUCACCCACACCACCUCCACCACCAACACCUCCUAUUCCUCCACCGUUUACAUUCUUAUCGUUCUUUUUAUUAAUUUCACUUUAUUGUUAUUGUUUGAUUUCACAACACCACCACCUAUUCCAACACUAAUUUCUCCUCCUGGUCCACCAAUGCCGCCUCCAACUCCUCCUCCUACACCACCAAUAUCACCUCCUGCUCUGCCAAUUCCUCCUCUUGGCCCACCAAUGUUGCCUCCAAUUCCUCCUCCACCUCCACCACCAAUGCCACCUCCAACUCCUCCUGCUACACCACCAAUAUCACCUCCUGCUACACCUCCACCACCAAUGCCUCCUCUUGACUCACCAAUGCCACCUCCACCACCAAUACCUCCUCCUGCUCCACCAAUGUCUCCACUUAGUCCACCAAUGUCGCCUCCAACUACUCCUCCUACACCACCACCAAUACCUCCUCCUGGCCCACAAAUGUCAUCUCCAACUCCUCCUCCUACACCACCUCCACCACUAAUACCUCCUCCUGCUCCACCUCCACCACCAAUGCCUCUUCCUGGCCCACGAAUGCCUUUUCCAACUCCUCCUCCUACACCACCUUCACCACCAAUAUGUCUGCCUGCUCCACCUCCACCACCAAUGCCUCAUCCUGGCCCACCAAUGCCACCUCCAACUCCUCCUCCUACUCCACCUCCACCACCAAUGCCUCUUCUUGGCCCACCAAUGUCACCUCUAACUCCUCCUUCUUUACCACCACCAAUACCUCCUCCUGCUCCACCACCAAUGCCACUUCUAACUCCUCCUCCUGCACCACCUCCACCACCAAUACCUCCUCCUGCUCCACCAAUGUCUCCACUUAGUCCACCAAUGUCGCCUCCAACUACUCCUCCUACACCACCACCAAUACCUCCUCCUGGCCCACAAAUGUCAUCUCCAACUCCUCCUCCUACACCACCUCCACCACUAAUACCUCCUCCUGCUCCACCUCCACCACCAAUGCCUCUUCCUGGCCCACGAAUGCCUUUUCCAACUCCUCCUCCUACACCACCUUCACCACCAAUAUGUCUGCCUGCUCCACCUCCACCACCAAUGCCUCAUCCUGGCCCACCAAUGCCACCUCCAACUCCUCCUCCUACUCCACCUCCACCACCAAUGCCUCUUCUUGGCCCACCAAUGUCACCUCUAACUCCUCCUUCUUUACCACCACCAAUACCUCCUCCUGCUCCACCACCAAUGCCACUUCUAACUCCUCCUCCUGCACCACCUCCACCACCAAUACCUCCUCCUGCUCCACCAAUGUCUCCACUUAGUCCACCAAUGUCGCCUCCAACUACUCCUCCUACACCACCACCAAUACCUCCUCCUGGCCCACAAAUGCCAUCUCCAACUCCUCCUCCUACACCACCUCCACCACUAAUACCUCCUCCAGCUCCACCUCCACCACCAAUGCCUCUUCCUGACCCACGAAUGCCUUUUCCAACUCCUCCUCCUACACCACCUUCACCACCAAUAUGUCUGCCUGCUCCACCUCCACCACCAAUGCCUCAUCCUGGCCCACCAAUGCCACCUCCAACUCCUCCUCCUACUCCACCUCCACCACCAAUGCCUCUUCUUGGCCCACCAAUGUCACCUCUAACUCCUCCUUCUUUACCACCACCAAUACCUCCUCCUGCUCCACCACCAAUGCCACUUCUAACUCCUCCUCCUGCACCACCUCCACCACCAAUACUUCUCCUACUCCACCUCCACCACCAAUGCCUCCUCCUGGCCCACUAA